Messenger RNA from Myxocyprinus asiaticus (Chinese sucker), 5535 nucleotides. RefSeq names its product CCR4-NOT transcription complex, subunit 6a (gene cnot6a). Gene Ontology annotation, cellular component: nucleus; CCR4-NOT complex; cytoplasm. Gene Ontology annotation, molecular function: protein binding; poly(A)-specific ribonuclease activity. The coding region runs from base 192 to 1865 and encodes 557 amino acids. The record is from RefSeq and is a predicted model, not a curated record. The transcript is spliced from 12 exons. NCBI's taxonomy places the organism in Eukaryota, Metazoa, Chordata, Actinopteri, Cypriniformes, Catostomidae. Gene Ontology annotation, biological process: nuclear-transcribed mRNA poly(A) tail shortening.
GAGAGGACAUGCGUACCAAUCAGAGCGCUCGUUUCACGGCCAGCUAAUGAAGAGCGCGCUUCUUAUCGCGCCUGCAACUCUCACGGCCGCCAUGAUGAUUGUUUGCCAUCAGUAAGAAGAGCAGCGGAUUAGAAACAAAGGAAACGCGCACUCGUCUUUGUGAACUGGUAUGAUCUUACAGUAUUACAGGGAUGCCCAAGGAAAAAUAUGAUCCACCUGACCCGAGGCGGAUGUACACUAUAAUGUCCAGUGAGGAGGCAGCCAAUGGAAAGAAGUCCUAUUGGGCUGAGCUGGAGAUUGUUGGUAAAGUGAGGAGUUUGAGUACAGCAUUAUGGUCCCUCACCCACCUCACUGCUCUUCAUAUCAGUGAUAACUCUCUCUCACGAAUCCCACCCGACAUUGCCAAACUACACAACUUGGUGUACCUGGACCUCUCCUCCAAUAAGAUCAGGAGCCUGCCUGCCGAACUAGGCAACAUGGUAUCUCUCAGGGAACUGCUUUUAAAUAACAACCAGUUACGAGUUCUGCCUUUUGAGCUUGGAAAACUCUUUCAGUUACAAACAUUGGGUCUGAAAGGAAACCCUCUUGCACAAGAAAUCUUAAACCUCUACCAAGAGCCUGAUGGGACACGUCGGCUCCUCAACUACCUGCUGGACAAUCUCGCAGGCACAAAACGUGUAUCUAUAGAACAGCCACCACCUCGCUCGUGGAUACCACUGCAGGAGCCAGAAAGGACACGGCCAGCAGCACUGUUCUCUGUAAUGUGCUACAACGUGCUGUGUGACAAGUAUGCCACACGUCAGCUCUAUGGCUACUGUCCCUCUUGGGCCCUCAACUGGGAAUACAGGAAGAAGUCCAUCAUGCAGGAGAUCCUCAGCUGCAGUGCAGACAUCAUCAGCUUACAGGAAGUGGAGACCGAGCAGUACUACAACUACUUCCUGGUGGAGCUGAAGGAACAUGGUUACGAAGGAUUCUUCAGCCCUAAGUCCCGAGCCAGGACUAUGUCUGAGUCUGACCGCAAACAUGUGGACGGCUGUGCGGUCUUCUACAAAACAGAGAAGUUCAGUCUGGUGCAGAAACACACAGUGGAGUUUAAUCAGCUUGCAAUGGCAAACUCAGAGGGCUCGGAGGCCAUGUUGAACAGGGUGAUGACCAAGGACAACAUCGGAGUUGCCGUACUACUAGAGCUACGGAAAGAGAUGAUGGAGCAGUCUGCUUGGAAGCCACUGCAUGGGAUGGAGAAACAGCUCCUCCUGGUGGCCAAUGCUCAUAUGCACUGGGACCCUGAGUACUCAGAUGUGAAGCUAGUACAGACCAUGAUGUUCCUCUCUGAGGUGAAGAACAUCGUGGACAAGGCCACUCGCAGUCUCAAGCUGUCCUCUAUCUCUGGAGAAACCAAUGCCAUCCCUCUCGUCCUGUGUGCUGACCUCAACUCUUUACCUGACUCGGGUGUGGUGGAGUACCUAAGCACAGGUGGUGUGGACAGCACCCACAAGGACUUCAAAGAACUGCGAUAUAUUGACAGCUUGACCAACUUCAACUGCAACGGCAAGAACGGCACCUCCAGCACCCGGAUCACACAUGGAUUCAAACUGAAGAGUGCUUAUGAGAACAGCCUGAUGCCUUACACCAACUACACCUUUGAAUUUAAGGGCAUCAUUGACUACAUCUUCUACUCUCAACCUUUGCUCAACGUGCUGGGCGUACUGGGUCCACUGGACCACCACUGGCUCCAUGAGAACAAUAUCUCUGGCUGCCCCCAUCCCCACAUCCCAUCUGAUCACUUUUCCCUGUUUGCACAAAUGGAGCUACUCCUGCCCUACCCACCUGCUGUCAACGGCAUCCAUCUGCCUGUUCGCAGGUAGUUCUCAGAGCCAGCAGGUGGAGCUCCAGCCCGUGCCUCGUUUUGCUUUGGCAUGAGAGAGAACGAGGCAGGAGCUGUUAUGUAUAAAUCUGAAUCCAUUAAGAGAAGGGGUAUGGCAAACUUUUAUUCCCAUGGAUUUUAACCGAAGCAGACAUCAAUGUCAGUUUUAUCUAUACUACAUCCUAAAUUUUGUUUUGUUUCCUUUUGGUUUUCCCCUUCCGUUUUUUGGUUGAAAUUGUUCAUUUUCAAACUGUAUAAUGCACCCAAGGGCCCUGAGUGAUCAUGUGAGUUUUACCUUGAGACAAAGUCAAAGCUUUUUUAUAAAUAUAUGGCAAUAUCUUUGAAAUACAUGCAGGGAGUCCAGAUCAAGCAAGUUAUCAUGAAAUUAAUCCUUUGGUUCAUGCUAUUUAUGAGACCAGUUAGGAGUGAGCAGCUGCAUUUGGAAAAAAAAAGUAUUUCACCAGCUCGGCUCAAGUCCCUUAAUAUAAGGGCUUUUAAUGUAUAAAGAGAGCAGGUCAAACUCUCAUACUUGCACUCAGUGAUGCUGUGGCCUCUCUACAGGCGUUAUGCCUCACCCUCUAGCUGAACACACACAUUGGACCAGGACUAUCUCAACGGAUGUCUCCAUAGGAUGCCAGUCGUACCAUGUGCAAUUGAUAGUUUUAUUUGUAUUAAUUAUUUUAAGAAAGCAACAUUUCAGUUAGCCAAUAAAUGGCCCACUUAUGAAGUUGUCAAGCUUCAUGUACCAUAGUGCCCUCACUGAGCUGUGGUGCCCACACAUCUGGUGUGUACAGCAGAGAGAAGUAAAGAGAAAUAACCUGGAAUGGGCAGAUGUGUUUGUGGCAGUGACUGUAGCUUUUGUACCUGGAGUGCUGUUCCCAAACCUGUUGAGUUUGCUAGAAGAUCAUGUUAAGACACAGAAGUAAGGGUGGAAUAUGCAAGCACAGGCGAAGACAAGCACAUCCAACUCAUAAAUGGAUCAAUUAACCCCUCAAUGUGGCCAGUAGAUUUCUCACCCAAUGAAGACUAGUUAGAUGCUUAUUUUGUUUUUGUUCUUUUUUUUUUUUUUUCCUCUCUACAUGAUUGUAUACAAGCAACAUAAGUCCUUAUCUACUGCAUUUGUUUCUUUUUGUAAGUACACAGUUUAGAUUUGAAUGAAAAUGAUUGUAUUGUAAAUGAAAGCAAAAUUUUUAUCCGUUUUAGAUGAUCAUCCUGAUGAACAUUCAAAAGACCAGCGUGUUUAAGAUCUUUUUUUUUUUUUUCAGGUUUCUGCUGUGUAAAAUUGCACUUGUCAAGGUUUUCCCCAAUGUACCAGUUUAUAUUUUUCUUAUAUCCUUCUUUUUUGUUUUUUUUUAUUUCUUUUUUUUUUAUAUAUAUUGUUCCACUGAGGCAGAUAUCUGGUGAUGUGGUCCUGUUACUUGCAUUGAUGUUCAAGAACACGUAACAUUGCGCCUCACUGAUUCUUUUUUUUUUUUUUUUUUUUUUUUUUUUUUUUUUUUUUAAAAAGCGUACCGCCAGUGCUAUCAGUGAACACCUGAAACGCCUCAGUCUCUCUACAUGUUCACCGUCCUCCAAUAUCCUCAUUUCCGUUCGUUGGUUUUGUGUGUGUGCUAUCAAACAUGAUAAUUUUGGGUCUCAAAAAAAUCGAGACGUGAAUAUCUUUGUCCCUUUUAGUUGCUUUGCUAUCUGCUCUUGUUAGGCCUGUUUCUUUAACCUGAUUUUUACCAUUUUGUGUAAUCCAUUCAUGCCAUGGUCAAUCCCUCAAUCCUCCCGUUUAUCUCUCUUUACUGCCACUUCCUCUCGACUCAGGCAAUUCACUUUAACUGUAUAUUUUCCUAACUUCUCUACUUGUUUGGUUCUCACUCUCUUUCACUUUUGCUCGACCACUGUUAUCUCAUCUUGUGUUGUGCCAUCCGUUGCAUUCUGCCACAAGGCCAGGUGUAAAGCUUAAUUUACUACUGUAAAGCCUGCUCUGACCUAAUGAAACAAACAUGGUGGCGAGUUCGUCUGUUUGUUCUCUUUGUAAACGCAAGAGGUCUAAUUUUUAAUUUCAUCUACAAUAGCAGCUGCUGUCAACAUGCGUGCUCGCAAAGCAAAUAUGUGUUUUCCCCCUCCCUGUUGAAUAUGUCAUGUUUUAAAAAUUGAAUGGAUUGACAAGCACUUCUUGUAGAUAACUGGUGCAGCUACUCAUUGCUUUUUUUAUUUUUUUUAUUUUUAUGAAAACCUACUUUUGCCUUGAGGCAAAGGUCAAUUUUAAUUACUUUUAUCAAGCAAGAGUAAAUGGGUGAACUGGGGAGGACCAUCUUAAUGUUCUCCUUUUUAUUCCUCACAUCUAAGUCUAUGAAUUUUGUUUUGUCUUCUGGUUGUUUUUAAUUGAAAGCAACUGGUUAUAUUGGAUUGAUGGUGUUGUAGUAAAAAGAUUUUGUAAAGUGUGAAUAAAUAAUGUAUCAUGUUUCCUAUCUCUGACAUGAUUUGUGUUGAUGUGUGUUAUGAUUAUCUAAUUGUUUUUGGUUUGUUUAUUUUUGGUCAUUUUUAUUUUGUAAUACUCAAAACCAAAUUUUUUGUAAUGAUGUUGGCACACUGAAUUAUAGAUUUAUAUUGUUGCUAACCUUCACUUCAAGAUACUUUUAAGAAAAAAAAAAAUACAUCAAAGAGAAAUAAAGAGCUGUCAUUUGUCACCAAACAAGAUUUUCUUCAACUUUGACCCUAAGCUUUGUGGCAUUUCACCUGGUUGGAGAGCCAGUUUAGUUGCUUACAAAUGUGUUUGGUUUGUGGGAUGCAUAGCGGACAAUUCCUUAUCCUGUUUUUCCUACUUUCUUAGGUGUUUUCUUGUCUCCAGAAGAAAGUAAGGUUUUGGGUUGGAGAGAGUCGUUCAUAUUAGUGUUCUUGUUUGUGCACUCUCUCUGUCUUUGACUCAUUGCUCUCUGAAAGCCAGUCACUUUUAAUAAAUAAAUUGUGCAUGUUUAUAUAUUGUUGCCAUUGCCAUAUUGUUUAGGGAUCUUUUUAAUUUCCUUUGGGUCAAAGACAAUGCUGUCAGGUGGUGUCUUGUGCACGACAAGCAAAAAUAGCAUAAUGCUAAUCAUGUCAAUGUACUCAACUUGGCAAUAAUGACUUUCACUACUGUUGUUUUGUUUUUUCCCCAUUUCAAAAUGACUGGGCAGAUAUUUCUGGUGUUUACCAUUAGAGAAUGUUCUUUCAUUUCCUUUUUCUGUUUCAUAGGCAACUUUUCUCUGUCAGUAGGGGUAGUAGUUCAAUGUUCAGGAUUGUGGUUGAAUCAGCUGAGAGUCAUUAAGUAUUUAGGUAAUGACACUCACUAUAUGAUGCACUGGACCAAACCUGUUUACCAUUUAAGGAAUACCAGCAUAACACUUGCACAAUGUUUUAAAAAGAAUGUUGCAUAUAUAUAUAUAUAUAUAUAUAUAUAUAUAUAUAUAUAUAUAUAUAUAUUAGAAAAGAAUAUAGAUAUAAAAAAAAAUCAAAUAAUGGCAGCUGUUUUUAAUUAAAUAUAAAAGCGUUGGGGGAUAAAAGCCUAAUGGUAAACAAGGCACUUUGGAUUUCACUGUUUCUCCAGUUCUCUGAGUAGUGAUGUGUUUAUAACAGGGUCUGCUUGUUUCCUUUACACCUAUGUAUUUUUUCCUACUCAUGGUUAAAUAAAUUCUAUAUCUGUUUCA